This is a messenger RNA of Penicillium alfredii, 1809 nucleotides long. Its product is annotated as bZIP transcription factor. The transcript is spliced from 2 exons. Lineage: Eukaryota; Fungi; Ascomycota; Eurotiomycetes; Eurotiales; Aspergillaceae. Gene Ontology annotation, biological process: regulation of DNA-templated transcription. The record is from RefSeq and is a predicted model, not a curated record. Gene Ontology annotation, molecular function: DNA-binding transcription factor activity. The coding region runs from base 1 to 1809 and encodes 602 amino acids.
AUGGCCACUCUCGCAGAACACCCGAUGCAAUCCACAUCGGCCUCCCCUAUGCCUAACAUGACCGCCAAUUACGACCACGAACUCGACUCCUUCAUCAAUUUCGAUCAGAUUGCCUACACCUCCACCGACCCCUCUCGCCCCAAGGUUGCUUUGGCCAGUCAGCCCUCGGUCGCGAGUGCCGACUUCAGCGCCAGUGACGCUCGCAGUGCCAGUUUUGCUUCCAGUGGACAGUCCCCAAUUGCCUACCAGGCCCCUAGCCACCAAUAUGAAGAUCACCGACAGCAGACCGGUCUGCCCCCUGGAGCCUUGUCCAUGACCUACAACCAAGUCAACCCCAUGGGCUUCGGCAACGGAAACCAGGGAUUCCCCAUAAACAGCGACAUGUUCGCAAGCCACAUCAAACGGGAGGACCCUCCCCUGGACUUCAACACGGCCCCCGUUCGCAACCCGUCAGAGAUGGACCUCGAAUCAGACGCUUCCCCCUAUUUCUUCCCGGCAAACCCCGGCAACAAGAGCCAGUUUGUCGACCCGAACGCUCUCGGCGGCCAUGAGCUGGCUCAGGCGGGCCCAUCGACCCAGGUCGGUCGCAUGUACCCUGGUAUGCAUCAGCAGCAGGCUGCGAUGGCCAAGGCGGCCCAGCAGCAGAAGCAGAAUGAGAUGCUCCGUCAGCAACAGAUGCAGCCGCGUCGGGUGGAGGAACAGGUGCCGAGUGCCCCCCAGCAGAACCGUGGGCCUCGCCAGCCGGACCCCGUUGUUGAGGAGCGCAUCUCUCGCCUCCUGCAGCAGAUGAGACAGAAUGCCAUGCUCUCUAACGAGGGCUCCCCGACUCCAUCCUCGUCCAUGCCUAACAUGGCCAAGUCCAGGAAGGACGAAGCCGACAUGGACGAGGACGAGCGCCUCCUUGCCAGCGAGGAGGGCAAGAAGCUGAGCAGCAAAGAGCGUCGUCAGCUGCGCAACAAGGUCUCUGCUCGCGCAUUCCGAUCUCGUCGCAAGGAAUACAUUGGCCAGUUGGAGAGUGAAAUUGCCGCCAGAACGAACGAGGCCCAUGAGGUGCGCCUGCAGAACCGGGCCCUCGCCGAGGAAAAUGCUCGCUUGAACGACUUGGCCCGCAUGCUCCUGGGCUCUCCCCACUUCGCCUCGUUUUUGAACGACAUGCCUGACAACGCACUGCCGGCCCAGCACCAGCCUCAGCAAUCUCAGCCGCAGCAACAGCCGCAGCCGCAGCAGGCCCUGCCCAAGGAGACCAACACCAACCACGGCCAAGAGCUCCCGAUGCAGCAGAACCCCCAGGUUAGCAUGGUCAUGGUCCCCAACCAGGGCAUGGACACCGCUGGCAUGGGUCUUAACGGUGGCUGGAACUCUGGAAUCGAUAUGAACUACGCCAACACCCCGGUCUUCGCUGUCCUGGAUGUUCCCCAGGGCCCCGUCCUUGAUGCUGAGGCCUUGUCGGGCAAGUCCUCGCCCCCGACUCUUCCGGAGAGCUCCAAGGAGGAUGCCCCCGUUCUCGAACAGCCUGUUGGCGAUGCAUCGAACCAUGACUCCGAUAUCGGUGUCGCCAACCCCGAUGUGGAAAUCGAUGAGUCGGACCCUGCGUUCGCGCUCUUUGUCGAUGCUCCCAUGUCUGCCCCGUCCUCUGAGGAUGUCGCCUUUGAUGGUGUCCCCACCGAAAAGCCAACCCAGAUUGCGCUGGUUGUCGACAGUCCAUCCGGUGAAGUCAGCGCGGCCUCCAAGCGUCGCUUCGACUACUUUUGCCACAGCAUGGAGGCCGCCUUUGAGCGGGUCUCGUCUGCUACCUCCCAUCUCCAGUGA